This is a messenger RNA of Lagenorhynchus albirostris (white-beaked dolphin), 4742 nucleotides long. RefSeq names its product heparan sulfate-glucosamine 3-sulfotransferase 3B1 (gene HS3ST3B1). The record is from RefSeq and is a predicted model, not a curated record. NCBI's taxonomy places the organism in Eukaryota, Metazoa, Chordata, Mammalia, Artiodactyla, Delphinidae. Gene Ontology annotation, molecular function: [heparan sulfate]-glucosamine 3-sulfotransferase activity. The transcript is spliced from 2 exons. The coding region runs from base 528 to 1700 and encodes 390 amino acids.
CGGCUGGAUUUGCAUGGUGCUCCGUGUUUCUGGUAGGUGGAGCGACCCGUCACUCCCGGUGGCCGGGCCCGCCCACUCUGCCUGGGUCCCCGGCUCUCUUCCUGCGCAGUUCUACUUCGCAGCCUCCGCGGGGAAGCGCCGGGGCAGCAGUCAAGGCUCGGUUCGCAGGACCGCGGGAAGGCAGCCCCGGCGAGCGGCCGUGCAGCGCGCACCGUUUGGAGGGGCCCGGGCGCGCGAGUGAGGCGCUCUGCUGGCCCCGAGCGCGGCGUCGCAGCCCCCGACCAGCAGUUGCCGCCACCCGACUUUCGUUCCAGUUGCGGCUCCUCCGGGCAGCAUGUCAAAAGCCGCCGCCGCUACAGCUGCCGCCGCCACCUGGGGAAGAGCAGCAGCAGCAGCGGCGGCCGCGGGCGCGCGGGGGCAAUAAGCCGAACCACUCGGCGUACAGGGUACUCUCUCCGCGCUCACGGCUCCGGCGGGACCCGCGCCAUGUGCUGAGCCAUGCCCCUCGCCGCGCCCGCGGGCAGCGCAUGGGGCAGCGCCUGAGCGGCAGCCGAUCCUGCCUCGAUGUCCCCGGCCGGCUUCUGCCGCAGCCGCCGCCGCCCCCGCCACCGGUGAGAAGGAAGCUCGCGCUGCUCUUCGCCAUGCUUUGCAUCUGGCUCUACAUGUUCCUGUACUCGUGCUCCGGCUCGUGCGCCGCCGCGCCCGGGUUGCUGCUGCUGGGCUCGGGGUCCCGCGCCGCCCUCGCCCCGCCGGCCCUGGCCUCAGGUCGCGACGGACCUCCCUCGAGGCUGCCGUUCCCGGCGGCGCCAGCCACCCAGUUGGCUCCUGGCGGGGAGACGGCCGAGGGCGCCGCGAGCCAGGAAGAGCAGAGUCCCGAGGCGCCGGACUCCCCCAGCCCCAUCUCUAGCUUCUUCAGCGGGUCGGGCAGCAAGCAGCUGCCGCAGGCCAUCAUCAUCGGCGUGAAGAAGGGCGGCACGCGGGCGCUGCUCGAGUUCCUGCGCGUGCACCCCGACGUGCGCGCCGUGGGCGCCGAGCCCCACUUCUUCGACCGCAGCUACGACAAGGGCCUCGCCUGGUACCGGGACCUGAUGCCGAGGACCCUGGAGGGGCAGAUCACCAUGGAGAAGACGCCCAGCUACUUCGUGACGCGCGAGGCGCCCGCGCGCAUCUCGGCCAUGUCCAAGGACACCAAGCUCCUGGUGGUGGUGCGGGACCCGGUGACCAGGGCCGUCUCGGACUACACGCAGACGCUGUCCAAGCGGCCCGACAUCCCCAGCUUCGAGAGCCUGGCCUUCAGGAACCGGACGGCGGGCCUCGUGGACCGGGCGUGGAGCGCCAUCCAGAUCGGCCUGUACGCCGAGCACCUGGAGCGCUGGCUGCGCCACUUCCCCGCCCGCCAGCUGCUCUUCGUGAGCGGCGAGCGGCUGGUGCGCGACCCGGCCGGCGAGCUGGGCCGCGUGCAGGACUUCCUGGGCCUCAAGCGCAUCAUCUCCGACAAGCACUUCUACUUCAACCAGACCAAGGGCUUCCCCUGCCUCAAGAAGGCCGAGGGCAGCGGCCGCCCUCACUGCCUGGGCAAGACCAAGGGCAGACCCCACCCCGAGAUCGACGGCCAGGUCCUGCGGCGGCUGCGCGACUUCUACCGGCCCUUCAACCGCAAGUUCUACCAGAUGACGGGCCACGACUUCGGCUGGGACUGAUCAGACCCUCCCGCCCCGCCCCCCUCCCCACCCGGGGCUUAGGAAAUAUUGAGAGAGAUUAUAUGUAUGUAAAAUGUACAGAAAUCUAUUUUAUAAUAAUUUAUUUUUAAUUCAUAAGCAAUUAACUCACUAAGCUGCCUAGCCACGCUCUUUAGAGUCACGUAAUCUGUUCACAUUCCAAAGCGUUUCUAAGAUUUUCUUCUUGUCUUCACAAUGGAUGGUGCUUCCUUUUUUUUUUUUUUCUUUCUUUCUACCCAUUGUAUUUAAAAAGAAGAAAAGCACAACUUGAGAUUUUCGUUGUUACGGGUAUGCAGCCUUCGAUCGCUGUCUGGAUGCACUUGCCCACCUCCUCAUACGGAAGCUUCCAUCUCCCCUCCUGCCUGGGCACCUCUGGGAGCUCCGAGCUGCCAGACCUUCACAUAGCAGCUUCCUCGCUGACGUGCUGACACAUCCGAGGGCGUAGACUCCAAACCACAGCGCUAGCUUUUCCCCCCAAGUCCGCUCAGCACGUGGGGGAAUCACUACCUUGGCAGGGACAUCCACAUCCUUUUAGAGUCUGCCUGUCAGGGCCCUUGACUUUACCUUUUGAUUCUGAAGGAUGCCCCUGCCUCAUCUUCUGCCCCAUCCCUGGUUCAAUAACUGGCUUGAAGCGUAUGCAAAUAUCCGUCCCCACUUCUGCAGGUCCCGCGUCUGAGAUGCUCGGGUGCUGCUUUAGAAAUAAAGACGAUCCCUUCUAAUUUGCACGCGAGUGCAUCGUGUUCCGUUCUCCAGGCAGACGGCUCUGCUUUGGCACACCAAAGAAUCCCCUAGGCUAGCAGAACCCCCGGAUCGAACCAAGGGUGUCGAGACCUGAAGGGGCCGGGUUCAUCCCACGCCAUCUGAGUCUACCAAGGUGCCACUAGGUGCAGAGCCAGCCCCUGUUUGAUGUCUGGAACUCCCCUCCCUGGAAUUCCUAGCUCAUCUCAGACAACACGGUCUGUAGCCAACAGGCAAACAGCGAGAACAAGGAGAGGCUCUUGUAGAGAGACUGGGAACGCUGGCCCGUGUUGCCUAUAAGCGCUCGAGCCUGUGCCGCUGUCCCUUGUUUUAGCCAGGCCCUGGCAGAAGGGGUUCCAGCACUGUUGCUGCCGAUGCAGAAUUCUCUCCCCUACCUCUUCGUGGAGGGGGCACUGGAGGGGUCAUUUGUGAUGACCAGCUAGUGGCAGUUGGGUAACCGUAUAGCAAUAUCAAAGAAUUGUCAUUUGUGUUAUACUUUCACUAAGGAAUAUAUGGGAAGAUAGUGUCAAAAUGGUUGGGUUGUGAUAUUUACAAAGGACACUUUGGUAUGUUCUAUGGGAUAACUUGCUCGCCAGUGAAACAAAACACUGGUCUUUAAGGGAUGUCUUAUUGAUAAUCUGGUCUGUCUUUGCCCACAAGUUUUAGCCCCGACGUAGUUAGUUCGUGCUUAGCUGCAAAGCUAGGGUAUAGGAGGAUGGGCGCACGGGGACUGGAGGCGGGAUCUCUGUGCAUUCCUGAGAUGCUGUGUGCAUUUCAUAGCUUUGUUACUGCCUCUACCAAGCCCUGUAGAACCUGCACUUAGGGGAAUGCCCAUGAUCAUGGCAUGGCUCUUCCCUCUUGCUGCUUGGGUGUCAAAGACAUCUUCAGAAGGGUGCUAAUUGAUCGUGCAUUUCUCCUGUCAGAAGGCUCAUUAGAAAUAACACUGGGAACACCUCUUUUCCAUUACAGCAUAACAUCGCUUAAAGUCAAAGCCAGCCCCCAUCUGCCACCUGAUCCUGCCCUGUCCGUUUUCUGUCCACUCUCGUGCUCUGACAUGGCGCGUGAUGUCAGCUUGCAAAAAAAGUUCAGAGGAGGGUUUGCCACGAAGCAGUGGGGAAAUGCACAUGAACUUUUCCCUCCCCUCCAGGGCCCUGCUUGCCUUUCUAAGCUGGACCAUUUUCGAUUAAGUUGUUUAUUCCCUGCCUUAAAACUAAAACAGGAAAUCCUCAGAGAGAAGGAGGGUCAUUUAGUCAUGAACACUGAAGUGAGUCAAGAUUCUAUUCUGGGUCAAAUCCUUGAAUCCAAACAGAUGUCGAUAAUUAGCACUGAAGGACUAGAGCGAGUUUUUCUGUGGAAGACAAAUAAAUCAGACUUCCUGUGCAUCUCUUCCGAGGAGUCUGACGGCUUACAGUUCCUGACGGCUCCUGACUCAGCAUCGGCCCCAAGGUUACACCCCAUCGCAUGACACUUAUUACAGGGCACACGUGUCUUCCUCCUGGAGAAGUCUGCACGGCCACCGACUCAACCUUUUAGCUGCUAGAAGACAAACACCAUUUCUGGUUUGGCAAUUUGUCCUAACACGUCUUGGUUUUCUUCCGCAUUACAGGAGAAGCUCUGAUAUUCAUGGGGUACUUUAUUCCGCUCAGUUUGUUUCAAAACAAACAAAAAGGUUAACAAAAAGUUUGGAGGUUGUUAUUGUUCCUGUCGAGCCCACGCUGUCUUUGAGGUGUUCGUACUUGGUAAGUGGUACCUGGAAGGGUGUUUAGGUGUAGUAACUGCAUCAUAAACAGUUAAUUGGAAGAUGAAGGAAGAAAAGUUGUCUUCUUCAUGGGAUCCUCCUACGAAGUCAUUUUGAGUGACAGGUACAUUAUAGGCCUUUGGAGAAACGCAGUUUCAGAUCCCACCAGGAUAUUUUCAUGAGAAAGGAAAAUGGAAGGUUCCGCUAAAGUAGAAACGCAUAGUGUCUAAAAGGCUGACAUGGAGUCAAUGUCCUUUUUCUUUUCAGUUGAUCAAGAAAGAUGGUCAGUAAAACUUCAAGGUGUGGUUAGAUUUUUUUUCUCACUUUUGUAACAUUAAUUUAUGACUGAGUUUCAUUCAGCCCAGUAAUCUGAAUACUGCACAUUCUAGCAGUGUGUCCUCUAUAACCUGGAUGUUAGAAUAACCAAUAUGUACAAAAAGAAAAAAAAAUUAAAUCAAGUAUUUUGUCCUAUGUAUAACACAAAUUAAUUUUACACAGAGAAAGAUGUUUCUAGGAAAAUGAAAUUCUGGUAAUUCAUACUAUUUCUU